Cercocebus atys (sooty mangabey) is the source of this 3294-nucleotide messenger RNA. Its product is annotated as putative zinc finger protein 840. The transcript has a single exon. Bases 1160 to 3019 code for a protein of 619 amino acids. The record is from RefSeq and is a predicted model, not a curated record. NCBI's taxonomy places the organism in Eukaryota, Metazoa, Chordata, Mammalia, Primates, Cercopithecidae.
GGGCUGAGAUCAUGCCAUUGCAGCCUGAGUGACAGAGUGAGACUCCGUCUCAAAAAAAAAAAAAAAUUAAAAACCGUAUCUUCAAACCAACUGUUCCCACUUUGUCCCUCUUAUUACCGCUGAUUCUGUCCCAUGUUGAAAUAUUUAUGUUUUUGAAAAUAUUACUCAUGUAUAUUUAUAAAUAUUCCACUAUAUCUACACAUUUUUCUAAGCACUUCAGUAGCAUUUCAGACUAGAAUGAGGAAGAUAACAGAAACCCAUGCUGGUUCUCCAUCUUAUCAGUGGCAGAUAUUUUUGUCUGUAUUAACAUAUAUUUUGUAUGUGUAUAGAAAUGCUCAAUCUAUAAUUCAUAUGUGUAUAGGAAUGCUCAAAUUUCUUCAGUUAACCAGUUUCUAGAUGUUUUUAUUACAAAAAAAUGCCAGAACUCAUGACACCACAGUUUUAUAUAAAGGUAAGUUUGAUAGUCUAGGGUUAUCAAGAUACUGGAAAAUAAUGGUAUGUUCAUGCAAUAUAAGAACUUGAGUGCAGUGCAUGUAUAUACCAAAAAUAUAAUUGGGACUCUCAUUUCUAAGCAUUGGUACUAGAAUAUAUUUCAAAUUAACAAAGAUGUAGAUUUAAGAUUGUUCUUAAUGUUCUUAGCAACAACAAAAAUAAGUACAACUCAAAUAUCCAAAUAGAACACUGACCCAAUCAAUAAUGACCCUGUCGCACAGUAAAACAUUAAAUAUCAAAUUGAUAAGACAGAUGUAUAUUUACUCAUAAGUAUCCCCAAUUUUGAUAUUCAAAGGAAAAUAUUUAUAGUGUAAUCACUUUCACAAAUUGCUAUACCACACAGAAAUAUUUUAAAGGGCAUUAAUGAAAGCAAAACUUAAAUCCAUGCUUAGGAUUUCACGUGAUUCUUUUUAGGUUCUUUAAGCUUUUCUGCUUCGGUUAUUAAAAUUUCAUUGAGCCAUUUUUGCAAUCACAAGUAUAAUUAUUUCAAGUUUAAAUAAACAGAAAAAAAUUCAACGGCCACUGUUGAUCACUUAAAUCAUUCUUGUACUUGGAGAAGCAAUUAUCUGCCUCUCUACCUCCACAAGCUCCUACUUCUCAUCCUACCCCUCUAAAGUCUCCAGUCACUACACUCUUCUUUCCCUCACUUUCCUAAUUAACUUGGUAUAUGUUGCAGUGUCCAGUUCUGAUUUUUUUUUCUCAUAUUGUUUUCCUAACAGCGUGUCAACCAGCAUUGGCAACGUUUCGUGCCCUCAGUGAAUCUGGGAAUGCCUUCAGACAAAGCUUUCACCAUGGAGAAUACCGAACACAUCGUACUUUUGUCCGGCGUUAUGAAUGUGAUGACUGUGGCAUGGCUUUUGGGCAUAUCUCACAACUUACUAGACAUCAGAAAAUCCACAAGGUAGGGGAAGUCCACAAAUAUGGUGAAAAUACAAAGGGCUUUAGGCAUCGCUCAUCAUUUACAAUACUCCAGAGAAUUUGUACGCUAUAUAAACACUUUGAAUGUAACCAAUGUGGUGAAACUUUUAACAGACCUUCACAGGUUAUUCAACAUCAGAGCAUACACCGUGGACUGAAGCCAUACAAAUGUGAUGCAUGUCAAAAGGCCUUUAGGUUUCUCUCAUCCCUCUCUAUACAUCAGAGGUUUCAUGUUGCCAACAGACUAAACCUGACUCAGCAACAAAAAACUCAUACUCAAAGGAAGCCCUUUUCCUGUAACUUUUGUGGAAAAACCUUUCACUGUUUCUCAGAAAAAACUCGACAUCGAUCAAUUCAUACUAGAAAGAAAUAUUAUCCAUGUAAUUAUUGUGAAAAGGAAUUCAAUCCAUACUCCAAAUUUAUUCUACAUCAAAGAACUCACACAGGAGAGAAACCCCACAAGUGUGAUGUUUGUGAGAAAUCCUUUAAAAGCAUCUCAAAUCUUAAUAAACAUCAGAAAACUCAUGCUGGAGAGAAGCCCUUUUCAUGUAAUGAAUGUAAAAAAACCUUUGCCCAGCGCACAGAUCUUGCUCGCCACCAACAAAUCCAUACCGGAAAGAAAUCUUUUAUUUGUAGUAGUUGUAAAAAGACCUUUGUCCGUCUGUCAGAUCUAACACAACAUCAAAGAACUCAUACCGGAGAGAGACCUUACCAAUGUACGACUUGUGAAAAAGCCUUUAAAUUUCGGUCAAACUUUGCUAAACAUCAGAAAACUCAUUCUAUAGGGAGGCCCUUUGCAUGUAAUGAAUGUGGAAAGACCUUUCGCCUUAAUGGGGAUCUUAAUCAACAUAAAAAAAUUCAUACUGGAGAGAAACCCUAUGAAUGUGGUGAAUGUGGGAAGCGUUUUAACAAUAAUUCAAAUCUUAAUAAACACAAGAAAAUCCAUACAGGAGAGAAACACUUUGUAUGUAAUCAAUGUGGAAAAGCUUUUAACUUAAACUCAAAGCUUUCUCGACAUCAGAUAACUCACAAUAAAAAGGGGAACUCCUUUAAAAGCAUCUCAAAUCUUAAUAAACAUCAGAAAACUCAUGCUGGAGAGAAGCCCUUUUCAUGUAAUGCAUGUAAGAAAGCCUUUGCCCAGCGCACGGAUCUUGCUCGCCACCAACAAAUCCAUACUGGAAGAAAACCUUUUAUUUGUAGUAAUUGUAAAAAAACCUUUGUCCGUCUGUCAGAUCUAACACAACAUCAAGGAACUCAUACAGGAGAGAGACCUUACCAAUGUACGACUUGUGAAAAAACCUUUAAAAAUCAGUCAAACUUUACUAAACAUCAGACUCUUUCUGUAGGGAGGUCCUUUACAUGUAAUGAAUGUGGAGAGACCUUUUGCCUUAACUGGAAACUUAAUCAACAUAAAAAAAUUCAUACUGGAGAGAAAUCCUAUGAAUGUGGUGAAUGUGGAAAGUGUUUUAACAAUAAUUCAAAUCUUAAUAAACACAAGAAAAUCCAUACAGGAGAGAAACACUUUGUAUGUAAUCAAUGUGGAAAAGCUUUUAGCUUAAACUCAAAGCUUUCUCGACAUCAGAUAACUCACAAUAAAAAGAAACCCUAAAAAAAGAGGAAGAUGAAGAAAGACAUUUAGAGGUGACUUACCCUUUGCUAAAAACUUGAGAGAUCAAUGUAGAAAGAUUCUUAGUCGAAGCCUAAUUCUUCACGGAUUCAUGCUGUAUGGAAUAUCUUGGAAAUACAAAUAUGUAAAUGUUGAUGAAAUGGAGAUGUGAUCAGAAAUGUACUUUUUUUAUUGCACUGACUUGAGUCUUUGGCCAGGCGUGGUGGCUCACACCUGUAAUCCCAGCACUUUGGGAGGCCGAGGCAAGUGGAUCAUGA